CUGGGCGUCACCUAAACGUACGUCCACUCCGCCCCCUCCCAGGAGAAACACGCGGCGAGUGGCAGCAGCGAAGCGGAGAGAUCGCUGUGUGCCGAGACCGGAGUCACCAUGAGGCGACCCAAGCUAAGGAAAUCGAGCAAGCGCAUGACAUGUAGCAAACGUUUCAAAAUCCAAAAAAAGGUUCAUGAACACAAACGGAAAGUCAAAAAACAGGCAAAGAAUAGUGGCUCCAGGAAGCAAAAGAAAGACCUUAGUAUUCCUAACGAUGCCCCGUUUAAAGAGGCGAUCCUCCGCGAAGCAGAGCUGAGGAAGGAAAGGCGGGAGGAGUUGAAGAAAGCCCAGAAACUUGAGAGGCAAAAGGAAUUGGCGAAAAAAAGAAAUUUGGAAGCUAAAGGGUCAGAUCCUGCUGAAACAAAGCAAGCAAAGAAAAAGGGUGACAAAAAGGAAACAAAACAACCAAAAUCCACGAAGAUACACAGUGAUGUUUCUGAGAAAUCCUUUUGUCUUGAAGUAAAUAAGGUAAUCGAAGCCUCCGAUGUUGUGUUGGAGGUGCUAGAUGCCAGAGACCCCCUUGGUAGCCGAUGUGUGGAAGCAGAACAGGCAGUUCUUCAAUUCCCAAACAAAAGGCUGUUGUUUGUUUUGAAUAAAACCGAUCUUGUGCCUAAAGAAAAUGUUGAAAAAUGGCUUUUAUCCCUCAAUAAAGAGCUUCCCACUCUUUCUUUUAAAUGUUCGACACAAGUGCAUGAACGGAACCUUAAAAAGAAAAGGAACAUUAUACCCGGCCGUAUCGAUGUGACCAAGGGAACAGUUUGUUUUGGAAGCAGUGCCUUAUUAAGGCUUCUUCAUGAACUCUGUCCUUUGAAAACCGAUGUGAUUAAAGUUGGGUUAAUAGGAUUUGCAAAUGUUGGAAAGAGCAGUUUGAUAAACAGUUUGAAACAAGCUCAUGUCUGUAAUGUUGGAGCUGUCAAAGGAACCACAAAGAUACUGCAAGAGGUCAAUAUUGAUAGUCAAAUCAAAGUAAUUGACAGCCCUGGGUUGGUGGUUUCACCCAAUAACCAGGCUGUUGCCAUCACCCUGAGAAGUGCGUUUCAAGUGAAUGAUAGUGACGUAAUGAAAGCUGCCCAUGUCAUUUUAAAACACUGUGAUAAGCAGCAGGUCAUGUUACAGUACAAUAUUCCAGAUUUCAGAAAUCCCCUGGAGUUUUUAACCUUGCUAGCACGUAAGAGAGGAAUGCUGAAAAAGGGUGGGGUCCCCGACACAGAGAGUGCAGGAAACCUAUUUCUAAAUGAUUGGCUUGGUGCCAAACUGAGUUACAAUUCCCAGCCACAAACCCCAGCCUGCGAUUACAUAACCCCCGAAGUUACAAACCGAAUGCAGAAAGGCAUCAACCUGGAACUCCUUGCACAGGACAACACCGAGUCUGUUAAAACAUUAAAGUGUCCUAGCUCUGCAAGUAGUAUUCGGUUUACGUCUGCCGGUCUGAUCAAUGGGGUAAUGGAUGUCAAUAAAAUAAGGGAACAGGAGGAAAGCGAGGCAGAGACUGAAGAGGAUGAACAAGACAUGGAAGAGGAGGAUGCUUCAGAAGCUGAAGAGGAGGAGAGCCAAGACAUAUCCAGGGAGGCAGAGACUACACCUGAAGCAGCUACAACUCUAUCAAAAGACGCCCCCAAAUCAGUCUGCUUUGAUAAAGUCGAAGAGAAAGCGGAUGAUACUUAUGACUUUAAUAGUGAUUUCAUCUAAUAUGUUUCCCAGUAGCCUGUGCAUAUUAUAAACAAUGUCAGUCCAGACUCUUACACUAUGUAUAAUUUAUAUUGUAAGAUUUGAUUAUUUACUGGGACUCUAUUUUUGCCAUUUGCUUAAAGGAACACUAUAGUCACUAUAGAUCAUUCCCCUGCAAUUUCACUGCUCAAUUCACUGUCAUUUAGGAGUUAAAUCACUUUGUUUCUGUUUAUGCAGCCCUAGCCACUGCUCCCCUGGCUAUGAU
Molecule: messenger RNA, 1984 nt
Organism: Pelobates fuscus (common spadefoot toad)
Lineage: Eukaryota; Metazoa; Chordata; Amphibia; Anura; Pelobatidae
Gene: GNL3
Product: G protein nucleolar 3
Exons: 15
Coding region: 109-1740 (543 amino acids)
Cellular component (GO): nucleolus
Molecular function (GO): GTP binding
Source: RefSeq, a predicted model, not a curated record